This is a messenger RNA of Aspergillus pseudotamarii, 2076 nucleotides long. Its product is annotated as fungal specific transcription factor domain-containing protein. The coding region runs from base 1 to 2076 and encodes 691 amino acids. The record is from RefSeq and is a predicted model, not a curated record. NCBI's taxonomy places the organism in Eukaryota, Fungi, Ascomycota, Eurotiomycetes, Eurotiales, Aspergillaceae. Gene Ontology annotation, molecular function: zinc ion binding; DNA binding. The transcript has 5 exons. Gene Ontology annotation, biological process: DNA-templated transcription.
AUGCGACGGCAGGCGCCCCAUGUGCUCACCAUUCGAACUAGCCGAGCAUAUGUUGAGGAGCUGGAGAAGCGCGUUCAAGACAUGGAGAUGCAGCUACAAGACCGAACUCUAGAUGGCCCAAGGCCAGAAUUCGUAUCAGGAAACAAGAGGAACUCUCCCGACCCGUCUUCGGCAGCCGCUGGCACCAGUGACAGCGCUACUUUUCAACUUAGCGCAAUAGAGAGUCGGCCUUAUCUUACAUCACCUUCCCGGUCUCAGCCGGAGGAAGGUAAUGCUCAGCCGAAUGCGGACCGUGAAGCUAAUCAGGCUCCGUAUGUCAUUAACGCCGAGGGGACAAAGAUGCGAUUUUUUGGAGCAUCGUCUGGGUUCUCAAUAGCUUCAGCCCAAGACUUGAAUUCGCUAGAAGGCGAAAAACGAUCCGGAGGGUUGAUGGCUGCUUGUCAAAAAUCAGCAUCUAGAUGGCAAUUGUCCAGUUGGUAUCCUCGCAUUCUGCAAGGUGAUCCUGGGCAGCGCACUUUCCAGCAAUUACCUCCCAAAGCAACCACACUACAGCUGGUAGGCGAAUACUUUGGCAGCUUCAAUAGAAUGAUCCCACUGUUCGACGAGGCUACAUUUACGAGGCUAGUGGAUAAACAGUUCGGUUGGAAUCCCGAUGAAAACCCCUCGUGGUGGGCAUCCCUGAAUGUUGUGCUUGCAUCCGCGUACAGGGAAAGGGCACAAAAGCUACCUGAUGGAAGUGAGGAAUGGAAGAAGUCAAUGGGACACAUCAGGAAUGCCCUAAACGUGGUCAUAGAAUUCUUCAUGCGUGCCGCGGAUCUACUUGCUGUCCAAGCAAUGCUAGGACUUGCGCUCCUCUUCCAAAAUACACCAAACCCUCAGCCCCUCUUCAUGUUUGCCGCAGCGGCCAUGCGUCUUUCACAGUCGAUUGGGUUACAUCGCAACCAGACAUUGGGACUAUCUCCAUCUCACAUUGAGGAAAGGAGGAGAACAUUUUGGGUCGCAUUCAUUCUAGACGCGGAUAUCUCUCAUCGAACCGGGCGACCACCGGUGCAGGAUGUGAACGAUUUCGACACCCCGCUACCUUCGAAAUUCCCUCAUGACGGACUAGGAAUUGUAAAUGUCCGUGGGGUCCAUCUUGAUUACUUCCACCUGCUGGCGCGGUUUUCAUUAAUCCAACGACGACUACACGACCGUCUCUAUACCGCCAGCGUUCAGACAAAGACCACCCGGGAUCUGAUCCGAGAACUUAGGACAAGCGAGGAGGAUCUUCUCGAAUGGAGGGCAUGUUUUGGAAAGCACUACGAUUCGCAAAUGGCGUUCUCUAAUGCAUCUAAUUAUCAUCUUCAGCAUAUCCUAAGAUUGGACUUCGCCUACCAUUGCUGUUAUGCCAAGCUUUACCAACUCUGCAUUCUUGCUAGGCGAUCGAUGGCGCAAGCUGCACAAGGCUUAGAAGACUUCUCAGCUUUGGAUAAGGUAAUAAAUGAUAUCCUUGUGAGGUCUCUGGAAUGUGCGAGGUCUGCAGUUCGUCUCAUAGAACAUGUUAGUGUAUUUGGGCCUUGCUUCGUAUGGGGCGUUAUUUACUUCCCUGCCGCUGCAUCAAUGACCUUGUUAUCGAAUCUACUAACGAACACCUCUCAUCAACACGCUAUGUCUGAUCUGGCCAUGGCUCAAGAAACAAUAAACCUGCUCUCUAAAGUUUCAUCUGAAGAGCCAGGCACAUAUGUUGAUUAUAUACUCGAACUGUGCUCAGAGCUAAAGGGUGCAGCCAAGAAGGCUGUAAGCCGAGCCGAUCAAAACAACUCCCAGCGAUCGAUGGGGCAUCUCAACAACACUCAGCCUUCUACAAACGAGACCGAGGAUCCAGCAAGCGGACUUGCUGUACCUCCUCAUCCAGGCUUCAUUGCAUCCCAACCCGGGGAGGUUAGUUCUAUUCUACAACAUUAUGACAUGCCCGUGGUUGAUCCAACUUUUGACUUGGCCAUGAAUUUUCAAUGGCCUGUUGCUCCUUUCUGGAAUUGGGGCGACAUGGUGACUGGCACAUCUGAUGAGGGGAUAGACAAUGGACAAUUAUUAUAG